Messenger RNA from Peniophora sp. CBMAI 1063, 471 nucleotides. Lineage: Eukaryota; Fungi; Basidiomycota; Agaricomycetes; Russulales; Peniophoraceae. The record is from the annotation of a GenBank genome assembly.
AUGUCUGUUGCUACCCAUGCACCUAUCCUCCUUGAAGACGGCCACAGCAGCGAUCAUGAUGCCUUGAACGAGAUGGGCGAUGUUGAUCACGCUGUACAGCCUAUCACGGAACUACUCUCGCGUGCCUCCCCCGACUCAAGCGAGCAAGUCAGACUCUACUGCACCGUUCCCACCUGGAGUAGCACAUCAAAUUUCUGUCUGGACAUGCACGAUCUCAACGACUUGAGGACCCGUUCUCUCGCCUUCAUCCACAAUUUAGUCAAGGCUCUUCGUGCCGUUGGUAUUCCUGCGUCUUACACUCUGGCUCCGUCCGAUUCUCCACUAUGCCUUGUUUGUGCAUCACAUGCGCACAUGGACAAGCGCCAGGUUCAGAGAUCGGCAUUCGAGGCAUUUGAAAAGUACAAACCCACUGCGAGGUCGCAAGUGUUGCUCGUCGACCUCCAUGACGGCCCCGCCCUCGUCAUCACGUGA